AUGACACCUGCGAAGACGAUUUCUUAUAAGCAUUGGGUGGAAUACGCCCGAACUAUGGCGCAAGUCGGUUUUGUGUCAAGCUCAUUUUUUGGAUUCAUUUUGAUCUAUCUAACCAUGUUUGGGGUGUCCAGAAACUUUGGAAGCUACAAGUACCUUUUGACGCUAUUCCCCGCAGUGGGUAUAUUUUUUGCCACAAUCGAAGUAAUACUGUAUCCGAACAUGUACUCUCAUAACUCCGCCUACAUUUUCUACAGUACGGAUCGCCCGUUCGGCUUGCAAAAAGAGACAAUCACCAAGCUCUUGGCUCUUUAUGCUGGAGUUUAUGCAUCAACGAUUUCGAUUCUAGCCGUUCAGUUUAUAUACAGAUACUGGGCUAUUUUCCACACAACCAAAUUGAUAUACUUUAAAGGUUUCAAGUUUUUCAUCUGGGUCUUUUACGCUGUUUAUUUUGGAAUCCAGUACGGGUUUGGUUUAUAUUAUUUUGAGAGAAUCGAUGCGUAUACUAGAAGGUAUUUAGAGGAAGAUAUGAUGAACAAAUACGGUGUCGAUUUUUUCGAGAUCGCUGGUCAAGCUCAAGUGGCUUAUGAUGAGAAUGGGUCCCCCCGAUGGUGGAAUAUAUAUUGUACUAUAAAUGUAUCAGUGAUAGUAUUUUUCCAAUAUUCGGUGAUUACCUAUUGCACAGCUCGGAUGUAUAUUGAAAUGGAAUCUAAAUUACAACUCUUAUCAGAGUCGUUGAGAACAUUGCACAGACAAUUUUUCAAAACUCUUGUUCUACAAAUUGCAACACCAACAAUCACUCUAUUCAUCCCAAUUUCCCUUAUUAUCUAUUUGCCGUUGUUCGAUAUGGAAAUCGAUUUGCCAACUGGAAUCUUACUCUGCGGUUUCACUGUCUAUCCAGCUAUGGACGCCAUUAUAGUGAUGUAUAUCGUAAAAGACUACAGAAUCGCUAUUCAGAAUUCAUUCCGAAAAUGGCUGGAUAAAAUUUAUCAGCUUUUGAGACCAGCGGACUCUUUUAAUGCAGCUGACCCUACAACCACUGAACAACCUCUUUCAGUAUUGAGAGUUCCUAAUUUGUGA
Caenorhabditis briggsae is the source of this 1077-nucleotide messenger RNA. The transcript has 5 exons. The coding region runs from base 1 to 1077 and encodes 358 amino acids. The record is from RefSeq and is a predicted model, not a curated record. NCBI's taxonomy places the organism in Eukaryota, Metazoa, Nematoda, Chromadorea, Rhabditida, Rhabditidae.